Caenorhabditis angaria is the source of this 973-nucleotide messenger RNA. NCBI's taxonomy places the organism in Eukaryota, Metazoa, Nematoda, Chromadorea, Rhabditida, Rhabditidae. The record is from the annotation of a GenBank genome assembly.
AUGUCAGCUAUUCGAGAUGAAUUCGAUGCUAUUCCAGACAAUGAAUUGCAUGAGACGCUUUUGGAAAGAAUUGAGGGUUUAGGUGAAAUGUUCCCACCAACUUUGACCAAUGGUGUUUCAUCAACACUCAGCUGGUCUGUUUGGGGUGUCAAAGGAUUGGUGAGUUAAUAAUUUUUCUUGUUUUUGAUAGAAAGAUGCGCGCGAUGAAUAGUGAUACAAGUUCUAGAUAAUAUAACCACAUUUCGGCUAAAAUCGUGGUUUCCAAAAGUAAAAAUUGUACGCUAAAUAACUUUUUACAGUAUGAAAACUGUGAAUUUUUCACUUCUAAAAACUCUGAAUGCAUCAGUUGACCUAUGACCUCUAGAAACAGAAAUUCAGAUUUUUUCAAAAUUGUACGCUGGUCAGCCACGGAUUGGCCGAGGUGUGAAUAUAACUCCCCCGAACUAGUAGAAGCCCAAAAUGAUGAUUCCCGAAAAAUCCUAAGAUAAAAGUUCCAACUGAAUCAUUUUUUUGAGUUUCUGAUAUUUCCUAUGGGUCUUUUUUUAUUUUUAACCAACUUGUUAUUUAAUUUCCUCCACCCCUCCUUCAAUUCGUGUAAACACAAAAUUAUUGAUGCGGCCGUCCAAUAAGAACAAGGGGAAAUGUCUAGCACUCUCCUACUUCUCUGUGCUAUUUUCAUAAUCCUCCUCUUCUUUUCUCAUUGGUCGAAUGCCAUUUUUUGGUGGUCACACAUAAUUUUCAAAAAUAUUUGCAGUUUUCACUCACAAAAAGCACAAUUUGGAUUGUCACAACAACAUCAUUGAUUGCAUUCCUUCCAUUUAUUAUUGAGAAAGAAAUUAGUGAUUUGGAGAAAACACAGGUUCGUUUUUCAAUACUAAAUUUCAUUUUUCAAAUUAUUUUAUUGCAGGUUGCUCAACAAAGACAAAUGUUACUGGGUCCAUCAGCAGCAAUUCAACAAGCCAAAUCCCAAUAA